This is a messenger RNA of Haemonchus placei, 2511 nucleotides long. Lineage: Eukaryota; Metazoa; Nematoda; Chromadorea; Rhabditida; Trichostrongylidae. The record is from the annotation of a GenBank genome assembly.
AUGUCGACGGAGAACGAAGACCAACUGAAAGAGAACGUAGAUCCUGCGGAAACUGUCAGUGAGCGGAAUGAGGUGGACUGGUUGAAGGAAGAAAUUCGCAAAUUUGCUGGCCUUGUAAAUGAUUCAAGUGUUCGACUUCACGUACAGGCAUACACACAGCUUGUUAAAGUAAUCAAUCACGUUGAAGCUGUGCCGGAGCCAUUCAUCAAGGGAAUUGUGAAACUUGCUGUUAACGCUGCCGUUCUUCGUUAUUGUCAUCAAGCAAGUUUCAAGAGCAUUGCUGGCACAGCAAUUCCACCUUUGAAAUGGAUUUUGCAACGCUUCCCGCAAGUGGCAGAAGCAGUUGUGCCUGAACUGGUGUCUGCGUUGGGAACGCUUGCCUUUUAUUGCUGUGCGAGCGGCAAAGCCUGUGGGAUAUUCGAGAAAAAGCUUCGAUUGUUGAUCAGUAAUGAUGAACAGGCAAGACGUUUGAAAGAAGGCAUCACUGAAGUUGGUAAAGAUGCAUCAUCGGCCAAGAAAAUGGUCUGCCUUAUGGCUUUCCUCCUAAAGGUACAAGCUGAUGUAGAUCGUACUCUAUACCUAGACGUGUUUUCGAAGGCAAUUCUUUUUCCAAAGAGCAAGCCUGAAGGAUUCGUCAUAGACUAUUGUGGCGCGAGACUCAGUUCUAUUUCGGCCUCAGAGUUCCGUGAUCAGCUGCUGCCGAAUAUAAAGAAGUCAUUGUUAAGGAGUCCUGAAGUGGCAUUAUUUGGUGUGGUGAAAGCGAUCCAGUCUUCUGAACACCCUCUUGACGAAUUCGUAAACGAUUUGCUGAAAGGAUUAACCUCCUCUGUUACAUCGACAUCGGACGAAUUGAGAAAUACCGCAAUAGCCGGUGUCGCAGCGUUUACUAUAAAAGCAGAAGCCGCUACUGUAGAAAAGAUCGUCAACUAUCUUUUUGAGCAGUUGACUGUGGCGAAAUCAUCCGAACAACGCGUCUCAAUUCUGGAGGGUAUCGCUAAUUGUGCAGAUGCGAAGAAUGCCAGUUCAUCAGCGCUUGAGAAAGUCGCAAACAGUGUGGUUGUGAAGACCACAAGUCCCGAUAAAGAAGCACAUGAAAAUGUCGUAGCAGCCCAAUGGAACACAGCGUUUUCUUGGGCGAGGAGGCUCCGAAACGAUUCCACCUCUCUCAUUUCUGCAUUCAAGAGCGCCCCUUUGAUUCUGUCUGCUGUUCGUCAUAUUGGUUAUCGUACUUUGGCUAAAAUUUUCACAAGAUGUGGAAUGAAAGCGUUGCCGGCAGAAUCAGAAAAGCAACUGUGGCAAGAAUGUGAAGCUGUUCUGAAGGAACCCCUCCAGUUUCUUUCUCUAUAUCUCCUUUUAAUGGAGAGCUCUAAUGCGGGUACAGCUAACCACACCAAACUAUGGGAGAAGAUUUCUGGUUACGACGGGAUGCUGAAGGACAGAGCCCUCUCAGCGAUGUCUACGGAUGAUGCCUUCGCAUGGAUUGAUCUCACAGAAAAAAUGAUCCUUGAAAGGCCGAUCUCGAAUGCUGUGAGUACUGGUUCUUAUCCUCCGAUGUGUAUGAAAUCAUUAACAAUUCUACUAUUCUGGCCUCACUGGCAAGUGAGAAAGCGCUCUUCCCUCGCUCUAGAGCGAAUCCUCACAGUUGAAGAAUCUCAUUUUGCUGAAGCAUUAGCUGAUACGAUAUUCACGGAGACUGUCAAUGGAUUCGUAGAUCAGACCUUGCGAAAAGUUAUGCACAGUAAUCAGGACCCUUCGUCCUUCACAGUCCCAGGCGAGUGGUAUGUGCAGGUUCUACGGUUGUUGCUCACUCCAAAGGGACCAGAACUAGAUAAGCUUGCUAUCCACACUUUACUGUUAGCUUCGCUCCAGAGACUUGUGGAGGUUGAUGGAUCAGUGUGGUUGAGAUGGAUGCAUGGUCAAACUAGUACAUCUCAAUUGAAGCAGAGCAGUGUUUUCAAGGAAACUGCGAUCAAUCUGGUUCUACAUUGCCCGGAUCGUAGCGUUCGGGACAAUGCUUUGAUAACCCUCGUGGCCCUUAAUCACCCAUCCUUACGAGACGGACUUUGGAGUUACAUAGAAAAAAGCAUAGCUGAAAUUGAUGUUGGCGAGUACGUUCGGAUCCCUGAAAGACAUGUUCUGAUUUACCAGUGUUCCGAAGGUCAUCUAUACAACACCGAAGUUUUAGAAUUGUAUGAAUCGGAACCAACAUUGAUUUUCAGUGACGAAGGUGAAAUAACCUAUAAUAUGCGUCGGGAAAAUAAAGCGUACAGCUUCCGCGAUCAAGUAGCCGAAAUGCAACUUCGAAGAGAGCUUGCUGAAAAGAAACGAAAAGAAGGGAAACUGACUGCCGCUCAGAAGCAAGUGAUGGAAAAAGAACUAGCAAAAGAAAAGGAAAUAAGGGAUGAAAUGCGUCAGAAAUACGUUGUUGCUGAAGCGAAAUUAGAUGAAGCUCGGGCUAUGGUAGCUGCAGAUCACGUUGGAGCAAUGGCUCGGUUCGUUCAUGUGGUUAAC